Molecule: messenger RNA, 321 nt
Organism: Prunus armeniaca (apricot)
Lineage: Eukaryota; Viridiplantae; Streptophyta; Magnoliopsida; Rosales; Rosaceae
Source: the annotation of a GenBank genome assembly
AUGCCAUCGCCCCAUUAUACCCAACACACAACGGACCUUCCUCCAGCGACUACUCAGGCUCCUACCUUGCCGCCCGUUCCACAUGAUCAGUACACUCAUGCCCCUCGCCAUUUUGACAACGAUGUCAUCCGCCACAUCAUGCCUACCGCUCCUACUUUUGAUGGUCAUGGGGAUCCUACGAUGUUUCUUGAUUGGGCUCAAGCCAUGGAAGAUUAUUUCGCAUGGUGCGACUUGACGGAUGCUCAUAAACUUCUCAUUGGUAAGAUGAUGCUACAGGGAGUCGCUAGACAAUAUUGGAAUUUCGUGGAGGAGCAACUCUAA